Molecule: messenger RNA, 560 nt
Organism: Bombyx mori (domestic silkworm)
Lineage: Eukaryota; Metazoa; Arthropoda; Insecta; Lepidoptera; Bombycidae
Product: general transcription factor 3C polypeptide 6
Exons: 3
Coding region: 18-539 (173 amino acids)
Biological process (GO): transcription by RNA polymerase III
Cellular component (GO): transcription factor TFIIIC complex
Source: RefSeq, a predicted model, not a curated record
UUAAAAAAAAUAAUUAAAUGGUUGAAAACUUGAAACUUGGACAAGGUUUAGUUUGUUUUAGUUUCAUAAAACUUAAAAUGGAAAAUGAUGCACUAGAUGAUUGUGAGGAAGAAAUUUUGGUGUAUCUUGAAUUCAAGGACAGUGUUAAUAUCGAAAAAUACAGAAAUAUUCACAUAUUGGGUAUUGAUAGUAAAAAUCCAAUUGUACAAAUGGAUGAUACUUUCUAUAUUGGAAAGUAUGACAACCCUUUUGGUACAUAUUUGUUUUUUGAAGAAGAUCCAUCACCGAAUACUGAUGACCCACUGUUUGAUAGAUUGUCUGAAAAAAAUUUAAAAUACGUUUGCAAAACAAGAAAAUGUAUACAGAUGCAACAUGCUUAUGUGUCUCCUAAGGAGGGUGAAGACUGUGUACCUGGCAAUCAAUCCAACAAAAUAGAUGAUGACGUAAAGGCUGUCAAUUUUAAAACCGUUCAAGAAGCAAUAAAUACAUUUAAAACUGAAUACCGAGAUAAAACACUAGAACCAAUUUUAAUAGAUUAAAUUUAAAGAAUAACAGAUAAA